CCGCCGUUUCCUCCAGCCGCUUGGUAUUCCUGUGUGUUUGGACCAGUCCCCAUGUCCUCCUCUGGGGCCUCUGCAGCCUUUGGAUUGUGAAGACUGCUGGGAGACACUUGCAAUCCAGUCACAAAAGUGUAAUAAAGAAAUAUUGGUCCUAAUGGAAGAAGAGCAAGAUUUACCAGAGCAACCAGUGAAGAAAGCCAAGAUGCAGGAAUCAGGAGAGCAGACUUUAAGUCAAGUAAGCAACCCUGAAGUCAGUGAUCAGAAACCUGAAACUUCAAGCCUUGCUUCAAACCUUACCAUGUCAGAGGAGAUUAUGACAUGCACCGAUUACAUCCCUCGCUCAUCCAAUGAUUAUACCUCACAAAUGUAUUCUGCAAAACCUUAUGCACAUAUCCUCUCAGUUCCUGUUUCGGAAACUGCUUACCCUGGACAGACUCAGUACCAGACCUUGCAGCAGUCUCAACCCUAUGCUGUCUACCCUCAGGCAACCCAGACGUACGGACUACCUCCUUUCGGUGCAUUGUGGCCAGGUAUGAAACCUGAAAGUGGUUUAAUUCAGACUCCAUCUCCAAGUCAACACAGUGUUCUUACCUGCACUACAGGGUUAACCACAAGCCAGCCAAGCCCAGCACAUUAUUCUUAUCCCAUUCAAGCUUCGAGCACAAACGCCAGCCUGAUACCCACUUCAUCUGCUAUUGCCAAUAUUCCAACAGCAGCAGUUUCCAGCAUCUCAAACCAGGACUAUCCCACCUAUACCAUCCUUGGUCAGAGUCAGUACCAAGCUUGCUACCCCAGCUCCAGCUUUGGAGUCACAGGCCAGACUAACAGUGAUGCUGAGAAUACCACCUUAGCAGCAGCCACAUACCAGACGGAGAAGCCCAGUGUCAUGGUACCUGCAGCUGCAGCACCCAGACUUUCCUCUGGAGACCCUUCUCCAAGCCCAUCUUUGACCCAGACCACACCAAGUAAAGAUGCUGAUGACCAGUCCAGGAAAAACAUGACUGGCAAGAACCGGGGCAAGAGGAAAGCUGACGCCAGCUCUUCCCAGGACAGUGAAUUAGAACGGGUAUUUCUGUGGGACUUAGAUGAAACCAUCAUCAUCUUCCACUCCCUUCUUACUGGAUCCUAUGCCCAGAAGUAUGGAAAGGACCCAACAGUAGUGAUUGGCUCAGGUUUAACAAUGGAAGAAAUGAUCUUUGAAGUGGCUGACACGCAUCUGUUUUUCAAUGACCUAGAGGAGUGUGACCAGGUGCAUGUGGAAGAUGUGGCUUCUGAUGACAAUGGCCAAGACUUGAGCAACUACAGCUUCUCAACAGAUGGUUUCAGUGGCUCAGGAGGCAGUGGCAGCCAUGGUUCCUCUGUGGGUGUCCAGGGAGGUGUGGACUGGAUGAGGAAAUUGGCUUUCCGUUACCGAAAAGUGAGAGAAAUCUAUGAUAAGCAUAAAAGCAACGUGGGUGGGCUCCUCAGUCCCCAGAGAAAGGAAGCACUGCAGAGGCUAAGAGCAGAAAUUGAAGUUUUAACAGAUUCCUGGUUAGGAACUGCCUUGAAAUCUUUACUUCUCAUCCAGUCCAGAAAGAAUUGUGUAAAUGUUCUGAUCACUACAACCCAACUGGUUCCAGCUCUGGCCAAGGUUCUCCUAUAUGGGCUAGGAGAAAUAUUUCCUAUUGAAAACAUCUACAGUGCUACCAAAAUUGGUAAGGAGAGCUGCUUCGAGAGAAUUGUGUCGAGGUUUGGAAAAAAAGUCACAUAUGUAGUGAUUGGAGAUGGACGAGAUGAAGAAAUUGCAGCCAAACAGCACAACAUGCCCUUCUGGAGGAUCACAAACCACGGAGACCUGGUGUCCCUCCACCAGGCUUUGGAGCUUGAUUUUCUCUAAAAACUGGAAUGAAGAGCCUUCCCCAUGAGCUCCUUUUCACUCCUUGAAGGGAGCUGGAGACCGGAACCAACUGGGAAUUCUCUCUCUCUUUCUCCAUGGAAUGCUGGCGAGAACACAAUCAAAACCAACAGCUGCAAGAGAUGAAGCUGAUUUUUGCUAUGCGUGAGCUGCAGCCCCGUGUUCAUCCUCGCACAGGAGCGGGAGAUAGUUGGAUUGAGAGAACAAUAGACUCACCGCAGCUACAGUGCUUUUAAUUCUUCUGGUUUUUUGUUUGUUUGUUUGUUUUAUUUUGUUUCAGAAAAAUGAAGAAAAAGAAAAGGAAAUCCUUGGGGCAGAGUUGCACUCUGCAUCCAUGACCAGAUUGAGAACUGCUAUUAACUUGUGGUGAUAGGAUAAACGCAGCAGACGUUUAUAAUAACAUCUCUUGCAGUCUUUAUAAUCUCCUUAGCUGUAGAACAUACUCCCAGUGAAUGUAUAUGUUAUUUUUAUAGGUAAGGGUCUGGUCUCUCUGAAGCAGAUUCCCCUCCCCCUUUCUUUUUCUAGCAAGAAAGGGUUGUGUAAAGUUUCCUUGGAAAAUCGUAACUGAAAUGUCUGAGAUACCUCUCUGUGACAGUAGCACCUCCUUAGCUGCUCCAGUGGUCUGCUCGCGAGGCUGGGCUCCUUCCCACUCUUCCACCUCCUGGUUGGCUAAACUGUAGGGCCUGGGACACUGAUUAAUUUUAGACUUUGCUGUUUCCCAUCCUAAAAGCCUUAGUCCCCUUCCCAAUCCCUCUCCCUUUUUGACCAAAUGGCACAACCCUAGAAACUGUUCUUAGUAAAUUUUCAGCCUUCAGCUUGACUCUUCGUCAAAGCUAACGAGGGCUUACCUUCAAACUGGAGAGAAGACCUAAGGCUUCUUAGGAAUUUCCACUUCUUUGGCCCUUGAAACAGGAAGAUUCCAACUUUUUCUCCUGCAGAGAAGCGCCCUUCCCCAGCAGAGGCCAUCCCCACCGGGCCUCCCCCUUCUUAGUCAUCAGUGCCAGGCUAGUCCACCCUCUGCACCUCAUAUCCACCCCCACACACAGCUCUGGCCGGUCCCCAGGCUUUGGACGCAAGUAGUCAAAUCAAGUCUGAGAAAAGGCCCAUAACCGCAUUUUGGCCAAAACUACUAAGGGAUUUGACUUCAUGCCCUGAAUCCUUUAAGCCCUGUGAGUGGUGUCCUGGGCAUGUACCCAGAUCUCGGCCUGAAACUGAAGACCAAAUGGCUGUGAUCAAAGCCCAGUUUUCCCAUGGGAUCCGCCUCCCACUUCUCAAGUCCCUUUCUAAAAUGGGAAACUCGAAAGCCAGAAAAACUCACCUGAUUUAAAUGAGGUUGUAGAUCCCCUACGCCAUGCCUGAAAACUCAACCAUGGGCCAAAUGCAGGAACAUCUCCCAGCCUGACCUCUGGGAAGUUGGGUGGGUGCCCAGACAUGAGUCACAACCUUCAGUCCAGCUGUAUUUGUGGAUGCCCCACCCUCCAUGAGCAGCCUGGGCAGUGCUCAGGCCGCAUAAACUUCCUUAGAGCUCAGGAAGUUUAGCCUCUCCCAGGUGGCAUGGAGAGAGGUGAUUUUAUAAGUACCUCAGAGAGGUGCAGUCUGGGUCCUUAGCAGGUGGCAUCCUUGACCAACCACAGCCAUCACUGCUUACACUCAGAGGUUCAGCGUAUCCACUUGGGGAUGCUCCCAGCACAAAAGGGGCCAGAUUCCCUCUAAUGCCAGAUCACCCAGAGAAAGGCUGGUGUACACAUUCCUUCAGAACGGAUUGAGAAAGUGCUUCGUAACUCAGUCGUAGGGAAGAGGUGUUUGGAGAGGAGCUCAAAUCAGUGCUCAUCACCAAGCUGCCUCUUCGGCCUGUUUCCUUUGGACGGGGGAGGAUAUAUAGUCUGAGGCAGACCUGUUUGGUCCGAGUUCACCAUAGUUGCCCAGAUGCUGCUCUGUCUUGCUUGAUAAUUGAUCUUAGCGUGCUCUAGGGUGCAUGGUGGAUCCUUACUUCCAGGCCCCUCCACGCCCACCCCAUCCUGCCAGUAGAGCUGUUCGUUUCUUGCCCUGCGCAUAGGCCACCCGGCUGGUGCUGUGCUUCAGGCUGGUGAGACUGCAGAGCGGUCCGCGCAUCAUGCACACAAGUACACACGCGCACACACACACACACUUUCCUCUGCUUGCCUGCUGGGAGCUCUUUGUUCCUAGAGUAUGACUUGGGACUCCUUUUUCGAUGGCCUUUUCCCUCCCGCUCUGACUGCCCAGCUUAGGUCUUUGCAAAAGGAACUUGAAACUGGCUAAGAGAAGUGAGGACGCUCCCUGGGCAGUGCCGUCUUUGCUCUUUUCUGGUUGUUCAGAGGGCAGACAGAAAAUGGGAGCUUCCUGGCUCCUCUUUGCCAAAAUGAAUCAUCCAGGGAACCCAGUGCUCUUCAGUAAACCUGGUUUCCUCCACAGCAGAGAUCCAGAGGAAAGCAAGUGGCCAGCACAGCAAGCUCUUGGAGGCUGAGGUCCAAAGGACACCAUGGGUCCUUCUCAUUUAGGGGGAAGCCCUCUACUAGAAAGAGUCCCUGCCCGAUGAGUCCCUUUCCCAGCUGGGCACCGUGGGUUCUAUAAGAUGGGUCUGCACGUUUCAUGGUGAGAGCUGGGCCAUCUCGAGUAAGGGAUCUGGAAUUGUCAGCUGUGUCCUGGGUCUAAGAGGUGGUUUUCCUUUCGAAUGUAAAACUGACUGUGCCUUAGCAUCACCCUGUUCGGUGCCCCUGGGGCACCAGGUGGUGGCCAGGAGAGUGGAUGCCUGCUCCAGAUCUAGAUGCCUAGUGGGGCUUUUAUUUGGUUUGGGUUAUUUCUGUCUUCUGCUCUGCAACUGGGGGGAGCAAACCUAGAGUCCCAGGAGACUUUGUGCCACAGCUUGUUCGCAGUUUACACAAACUUGUUCGCGUUAAAGAUCCAAGCAGAAUCUGAUGGGCCAACUCCAGCUGCAGCAUAUGGAGCUUCUCAAUGUUCACUGCCUUGAAUGGGUGUCAGUGCCACUGAACCAAGGGGGAGAGGGGUUAAGGGGUGGAGCCACACACUCCCUCUCCCUGGGGGAGUGAUGGCUGAAACCGUGGGGUGGUGAGCUUCGGGCCUUCCUCUCCUUGCUCCUGCAGAAGGGGGCAUUAGGACCCCUCUUAAGCCAAGCUUCUGUUUCUCACCACUAAAUCAGUUUCCCUUUUCAUUCAAAAGUUGAAACCCCAAAUACUCAAGCUGUAGAAGCCAAAUUGAAAUUCCUAGGUUUUGAAAUAUCUUAAGAUAACCAUGAGACAACAUCUAAUUCUGGCCCACCUCUGAUCAGCAGGCCCUGUCCCUCCUCUCCCAAGUCAGAGAGCUCUAGCACACAAGGUUACUUGGCUAGUUCCUAAUGCACUGAUGGGAGCCAUCCCAUUAAGGACGACUUCUACUCAAAACAUGACCCUCUGGACUUCAGGUGCCUCAUUUAUCAGGAAAAGGCAUUGAUUGGAUAUAUUUAUGUGACUGCGGGCAUUUGUGGCUGUCGAGUCCUUGACCAUAAUGUUAUAUGUAAUGGGAACUAUCUUAUAAACUUGAAAAAAUAAAGUUUUUAUUUUCUA
Messenger RNA from Budorcas taxicolor (takin), 5472 nucleotides. RefSeq names its product EYA transcriptional coactivator and phosphatase 3 (gene EYA3). The transcript is spliced from 18 exons. NCBI's taxonomy places the organism in Eukaryota, Metazoa, Chordata, Mammalia, Artiodactyla, Bovidae. Gene Ontology annotation, biological process: negative regulation of extrinsic apoptotic signaling pathway in absence of ligand; cell differentiation; positive regulation of DNA repair. The record is from RefSeq and is a predicted model, not a curated record. The coding region runs from base 152 to 1873 and encodes 573 amino acids. Gene Ontology annotation, cellular component: nucleus. Gene Ontology annotation, molecular function: protein tyrosine phosphatase activity.